AUGAACGACCUCCGCCACCCUCCGAACAAAGUUCCCGAAUCUCUCUACAUCGUCCACGAUCCCUCCAAUGAUCAAGUCGCCGAAGGAAAGUCUUCCAAAUCGCAGGAGUCCCGCACUCCAUGGGAGAUAGGUUUCCGCCCUUACGAUAUCCUAAGUCUUAGCCGCAAUACUGCGAGCAGUUUUCUCCCUCUUCAUUAUGGUGCCGCGAACAGACCUCGGAGAAAUCCUCCUAGUAUUUAUGUCACUGCGACCGAUGACAUCGAAGCUGCGAAGAACGAGGUCAUUACAGGCGAGGAUGAUUUAGUGAUGUACAGGUUAGACGGCAGAUGUGAAGAAAUGAGAAAGUGUGCUGUUUUCAAAGCGUCAGAUUGGUUGCGCGCUUUGGAGAUGUGGGAUGGAGACGAGAAUGAAGACGAAGAUGAGAGGUUUGCGAGACAGAAAAGAGUGGGCUCAGAGUGGUUGAUUUGGCCAAGUGUACCAAAAGAGGCGGUCACUAGAAUGUCGACAAGAGAUGAUAUCCUCGAAGAUGAUGGAGAAGAGGAAGAUCAUCCGAUCCAGAAACGUGCGCCCGGCAAAAAACAUCAAAAUGCUACUGCAGGUCCAAGCAGAAGUCAAAAUGCAGCUGCCAACAAGGGCAAAGAAAAAGCACCAGCGCCUUUGGGUAGUUACAAGGGACUCAUGCGCAAAGAUUCAAAAGCAGACGGCACACCUCUGUUCAUGGUGGCAUUUUCUCCAAAUAAUGAAUUCCCAUUCUCGACCAUCUACAUUCUCGAGGAGCAAGAUGAUGGCCCACAGUGCCUUAUUCAUUGGGGCCCCGGAAUAGAACCCAGCUGGGUUGCCAUCCAAAAUGUUGAUGCGAGGGCUGUGAAGAACUACUGGCAACACAACACCAAGGGCCAUGGAAAAGAAAAGCCAAAGAAGGAAUACGAAAUCUUGUUCGAAGAUCAGCAAAAUAAAGAGACAAAGUUGGAUAGCAAGUUCUUGGUCAAGUGGGCUGAUUCCGAGAAUUUGACCUGGCAAACUUAUGAUAGUAGUCCUGGUGUUACAAGACAUGCUGUCAAUCAGUUCCGAGCGAAGACGGAGAGUUGGCAGAGAUAUCAGUAUAAGUGA
Messenger RNA from Botrytis porri, 1110 nucleotides. RefSeq lists its product as uncharacterized. The transcript is spliced from 2 exons. NCBI's taxonomy places the organism in Eukaryota, Fungi, Ascomycota, Leotiomycetes, Helotiales, Sclerotiniaceae. The record is from RefSeq and is a predicted model, not a curated record. The coding region runs from base 1 to 1110 and encodes 369 amino acids.